AUGCCUCGAAAGGACUUCCAGAGAGAUUUCACCCAAGCAGCUAUCCCUGGAAAUUUCCCUCAUCUCAGCGCCGUCAAAUCUGGAGAUCAUGACGGCUCGAUUUCCUUCACAUUUAAAUCGCCUCUCUUUUACGACAGUAUCGACUUUCAAGCUAUAGUUUCAGACUCAUCCGACUAUCCUAAACAUCAUGAAUAUUUCGUCUUCGCUACUUCAGAUAAUGUCCCAGCUGCUGUUACGGCUGCUCUGGAAAAUGCCCAACUCGCUGGGUCAUCCGUCCAGGGUAUGCUGAGUACCAUCGAUGCGCUCGUUGACAGGGCCCUUUCCGGUCGCGACUCCCAGACACCAGAGCCUUUGGAGGAUGGUAGCGACUUUUCAGCAAGCGACGACGAGCCCCUCCUUGACGAUGACGAAAUGGAUUGGGAAGAAAGCAGCGACAAUGAACUCACCCCACUCAAGCCAGAAUCCGAGCUGCGCAAGAUGAUACGCCGCGAUCUUCGUGCCGUCAGAAAUGCUGGGUUCAAAGUGGGAUAUCUGGGAGCUCCCACGGGCUCAAUAAUAAUUUGUGUAUCCUGCCGUAUUGGUAAGCUGGGCAUUUCAGCGGAGGCAAUGCAGGCAUGGAAGGUGAAUCCAUCAGAGUACUUAGUAUUGCUCAUUCGUUAUCCGUCGACGUACCUUGAUCUCAAAGCAGUCCUCUACGACAUAGGGGACGCCAAGAGCUCAUUCAUGCAGAUGCACGUUGGGCUCUGCAAUUCAUACAAACCAAGUCUUGAGGAUGCCCUGCAGGCAUUCCAGGGCGUGUCCGUAAAACAGCAAGCGGAAACGAGACCAACUGCAAGUCCGAAAGUUACAGGACUUACCCUGAACCGUUUAUUCAUCGACAGGCCACUUAAAACCCUUCUAAACGAACGGUUUCUCAAAAUCCUUGGUUAUCGACUAAGAAAUGGUUUUUCUUGGACAGGAGCAGAACUUUAUUAUCAGACGAACCAAGGCAAAAUCAUGGACACCGGCGAUGCAUUGGCGGAUGAAUACUUCGAGCCAGACAGCUGGGCUAGUUCAACUCCAGAUUUUCUUUCGGCUGAUCAUAUGACGGAUACAAGCUGUGAGCCUUCUGAGCUCUCACUGCCCCUGCUAGCCAUGCAAUUUACACUUCGUCAUUUCGUCAAAUGCACCGAAUUCUGUCUCGUUUGUCAUUGCAGAACUGGAGACAGCUUCGAAGCACUCAAGCCCUAUGUUUGCUCCAACGGGCUGUGUCUUUACCAAUAUAUCGCACUAGGCAUGGGCCCUAGCCUGGAGUACGAAAUUCGCUCACAACCAAAUGUUGUUGACAUGCUCAUCAGUCUGACAUAUGCCCGAGCAGCCUCUGGCCGCCUGGAGGAUUUCCCCACUGGCCUCGGGCUCAUGGUUCCUGAAUCAUCUGAAUGUGCAGCAAAAGAAACUCCAUACCCAGGAUACGGCCCGGCUUCUCAAACGGCGACAUGGUGCACUACAAGAUACCAUACUGCAAAAUUGAAAAUAACCGAAAGAGAGCUUCAUAUGGACCAGGAUCCACCUGUCAAAGUCGGCGAUUGGAUUGCGAUCAUAGAACAUGGAAAAGGCUUCGCAAAGAACAGCCUGGAUCACUGGCAUUGCCGAGUACAGAGCGUUGAUUUCUCGCAUCAUAUUCAACUCUCGGAUCCGAUUUCCCGUGGCCAGUCAGCGUGGACUCCGCCCCAGAUGCAACCAAAUGAACAAACGGUGAGAUUCGUGGUUUACGACAAGAACUUCGACGACUUGACCGCUCCUCAGAAACGAGAGAUGAUACCGAUGCUCCUUGACACUCUACCGAAUAUCGACGCUAUGAACGAAUUCCUUGGAAAAGACUCGAGUGAGAUGCUCCUCUCAUCGUGGAGAGAGAGAAUAUCCCCCGCAGCAUUAGAUGUAUUGAGAUGGAUUGUUGCAUCUAACCGAUCGUGCAUUAUGCAGGAUGACGAAAACGAUCCAGCACACCUGGUCUCUGGAAUGGAGAAUUAUAUGCAAUUCCGUCUCGCCCAAGGGGCCCCAGAUAAAGAACAGCGCUUUGUCAACGCCGUUCAAUCUAUUGUUUCGGGCCGGAAUCCCAAACAUCCAACACUUUUCGCGUGGCAUGGAAGCCCGCUCUACAACUGGCACAGUAUCCUGAGAGAAGGCCUGUAUUUCAAAGAGGUCGCUAAUGGUCGCGCGUAUGGAAAUGGAGUUUACCUAUCAAAUCACUUCACAACGUCAUUGGGAUAUACUGGUACUAGUGCCUAUUACAGUCUAGAGUGGCCUCGAAGCAAAUUGAAGAUUCGGACGGUUAUCUCCCUAAACGAAGUUGUGAAUGCCCCCGAAAAGUUCGUGCAUUCCAGCCCACAUUAUGUCGUUCAGCAACUCGAUUGGAUUCAGCCAAGAUAUCUCUUCGUCCCAACCAAUAGUAAAGCCGCGCAGAAUGGUCAAAAGUCCCUGCCCGCCGAUGUAUACGAUCAAGAUCCCUCUCGCAAAGCUCAUGGACCCCAAGGAGGGGCUGUUGCCAUACCCAUCUCGGCUCUAAGCAGCCAGCGGCGACAGGCUCUUCUGCCCCCCACGAAAGAAAAAGAAACCAAAUCUCCAAAAUCAAAGACAUCUCCGAAGAACAAAAAGCGAAAGCGCCCAUCCAAAGGCACAAUUACCCCACCACCGGCAGGACCAGUCGAGAAUGAUGACGACGACGCUGCGAGUGUGGCCACGGCGUUUGACGAUAUUCAAAUUCUUCUAUCCGACGACGAGGACGACAGUGAAGAAGUCCCGGCAACAAUGGCUCCCAGCAGCAAGAAAUCCCGCGAUGCCCCUUCCAAAACGGACUUUGAGCCGGGAAUGUUGACAGAGGAUUCAUUGCCUCUACUUACACCACCAGAAUACGCAACGACCUCGGCAACAAAAGCUCUGCAGCAGCAUCUCAAAGCCACACUCAAAGUCCAACAGAAAGAACCCCUCCACCAACUCGGCUGGCACGUGGAUCCCAACCUCAUGAGCACUGUCUACCAGUGGAUCGUCGAGUUGCACAGUUUCGACGCAACCCUACCACUAGCAAAGGACCUCAAAAACGCCAAAUUGACCAGUGUUGUCCUCGAACUUCGAUUCCCGCCUCGAUUCCCCAUGGCGCCACCCUUUGUGCGUGUUAUCCGACCACGGUUUUUAGAAUUCAACAAUGGCGGCGGCGGCCAUGUUACAGCCGGUGGAGCAAUGUGCAUGGAGCUCCUCACCAACUCGGGCUGGCUGCCAACAGCCUCUAUUGAGAGCGUGCUACUACAGGUUCGAAUGGCGAUCACGAACAUGGAGCCACGCCCAGCUCGUCUCGCACUGGGUAGUCGACGGAUGGAUUACUCAGUCGGCGAGGCUGUCGAAGCAUACAAGAGGGCGUGUAUGGCGCACGGCUGGGAGAUACCGGAAGACAUCCAGCGAAUUUCCUGGGCUUAG
Molecule: messenger RNA, 3450 nt
Organism: Aspergillus wentii DTO 134E9
Lineage: Eukaryota; Fungi; Ascomycota; Eurotiomycetes; Eurotiales; Aspergillaceae
Product: putative ubiquitin conjugating enzyme
Exons: 2
Coding region: 1-3450 (1149 amino acids)
Molecular function (GO): NAD+ poly-ADP-ribosyltransferase activity
Source: RefSeq, a predicted model, not a curated record